Westerdykella ornata is the source of this 1669-nucleotide messenger RNA. RefSeq names its product proline iminopeptidase. Gene Ontology annotation, molecular function: peptidase activity. Lineage: Eukaryota; Fungi; Ascomycota; Dothideomycetes; Pleosporales; Sporormiaceae. The record is from RefSeq and is a predicted model, not a curated record. Gene Ontology annotation, biological process: proteolysis. The transcript is spliced from 3 exons. The coding region runs from base 1 to 1380 and encodes 459 amino acids.
AUGAUCCAGGCGGCCAAGAUACUCGAACAGAGGAGCCAUUUGGUUCCAGGGAAACUCAGAAUCACGGAACACUUCUUCCAAGUACCGCGGGACUACUCCAACCCUGCAUCUGGCACCAUCGAGCUUUUCGCGCGCUCAGCCCGGAAAUUCGAGAGACCAGCCGUUGAAAAACCAGAGGAUCCCAAAUCCCAACCCCCCUGGAUCGUGUACCUCCAAGGCGGACCUGGAUUCCAAUGCGGCCAACCCCAGGACUUUCGAUUCACGGACAACCUCCUCGAAAAGGGGUACCAAGUGCUGUGUCUGGACCAGAGAGGGACCGGCUUGUCGACUGCGAUAUCCGAGUCCUCGCUUCAGCUCAGGGGAAUGGAGGAUGUGCAGACCAAUUAUCUGAAAUCGUUUCGUGCCGAUUCAAUCGUUAAAGACUGCGAAGCCAUUCGUCAAGCGCUCACGGCGGAGUACCCUGACGACCAGAAGAAAUGGAGUAUCAUGGGCCAGAGCUUUGGCGGCUUCUGCUGCACGACGUAUCUGAGCUUCUAUCCCGAGGGCGUGAAGGAGGCAUUCAUCUUUGGUGGCCUCCCGCCGGCAAGGGACGGCCCUGAUGAGGUCUAUGAGCGGCUGUAUAGACGAGUCAAAGAACGAAAUGUACAGUAUUAUCAGAAAUUCCCCGAGGACGUCGAACGUGUCAAGAAGAUUGUCAAGUUCCUUGGGCAAAAUGGCGACACCACGGUUCGCGUGCAAGGCGGGGAGGGCUAUCUGACGGCCCGUCGUUUCCUCCAGCUGGGCUUGAUGUUCGGAGGACAUGGUGGUAUAGACACUGUCCACGACCUGGUCUUGAAAGCAGAUACGGACCUGAGACAGUUCGGACACCUCACCCACCCUACCAUCACGGCCAUCGAAGCAUGCCAGAGUUUCGACUCGAACGUGCUCUACGCUCUCCUCCACGAACCCAUCUACUGCUCCGGCCCAGGUCAAGCAUCCAACUGGUCCGCCCACCGCAUGAUGCAGAAAUAUCCAGACUUCAUCCCCGACCCAUCCCGCGAUGCACCCAUUCUCUUCACAGGCGAGAUGAUCUACCCCUUCAUGUUCGACUGCUAUCCCGAGCUCCGGAAGCUGAAACAAGUGGGCGAGAUGCUCGCUAGCACGAGCGACUGGCCGAAACUGUACGACUGGGAGCAGUUGGCCAGGAACGAGGUCCCUGUCUACGCGGCUGUCUACUACGACGACAUGUAUGUGGAUUUCGACCUGAGCAUGGAAACGGCGAGCAAGAUUAAGGGAUGCAAAACGUUUGUUACGAAUGCCAUGUAUCAUAAUGCUGUGCGCGCGAAGUGGCACGAGGUCAUGGCGGGCGUGUGGGCGCUGAGGGAUGAUGUGAUUGAUUGAUGAUUGAUCCGGCAUGGAUCCCGAGAAUUGAGAUAUCAUCCUUUCUCCUUCGAGCGCUGCUGGGUAUGACCACAGUAGGCUUUACUUUCACCGUUUCUUUGCAGUUGUGGUCAUUCUAUCUAUCUAGUCUUGGCGAUGUGAGUUGUCCGACUAAACAUCCCACUGCAUCCCACUGUGGAUUAGAUUCCUAGUCUAGCGCAAGGUAAUCAGCAACAAUCCGUCUAGGCCAUCGGAAGGUUGGCCUCAACCCGUAAUAUACCUAGACAGAGUGUCUAUGACAUCAAGUUAC